AUGGGAGACUCACACUCUACCGAUAUACAAGAUCAAUCCAUCGCUCAGGAUUCGUGUCCUGCGAACGACGAGCCUUCGAACAAUACAGGUAGUCAAGGAAUCACAACUUGCUAUUCCCCAGAUGCUUACAGGGAUACUCCAGAAGGAUACGAAUAUCUCAAUUCUGCUAGAUCAGAGGGAGGUUUCACUCAUUAUUAUUCUGGACCGUAUGGGACCACUGAGACUUCCGAAGCCGGAACGAACCCUCGAUCAUAA
Messenger RNA from Kwoniella botswanensis, 255 nucleotides. RefSeq lists its product as uncharacterized. NCBI's taxonomy places the organism in Eukaryota, Fungi, Basidiomycota, Tremellomycetes, Tremellales, Cryptococcaceae. The transcript has 2 exons. The record is from RefSeq and is a predicted model, not a curated record. The coding region runs from base 1 to 255 and encodes 84 amino acids.